This is a messenger RNA of Epinephelus fuscoguttatus (brown-marbled grouper), 2486 nucleotides long. RefSeq names its product bri3 binding protein (gene bri3bp). The record is from RefSeq and is a predicted model, not a curated record. NCBI's taxonomy places the organism in Eukaryota, Metazoa, Chordata, Actinopteri, Perciformes, Serranidae. Gene Ontology annotation, cellular component: mitochondrion. The transcript has 3 exons. Bases 148 to 849 code for a protein of 233 amino acids.
GCAGCACGGGUUAUCACCACCAUCAUAGUCAGCGUCUCAUCCCCCACCAAGGUGUCACUCCAGGCAGCUAACAGUCAGUCUUAUCCCGCGUUUAAUUGAACCAUUUUGAUACACAUUUCUGCGCGACAUCUCGGGACUGCUGGGGCCAUGAAGGGAAUCAGGUUUUUCGUGGUUUUCUUGGUGCUUUCCGCGUUUCUGUCGUGCACAGCCGAAGCGGCCAGGAGCAGGACCAGCAACCAGAACAGCUUCCGACGGGCAGCUAACGGCAUCUACCAGACCCUGAGCAGUGUCUUCGGAGAGGACAACAUCAGAGGGUUGUACAAGUUUUUCUCCAAAACGACGGAGCGGUUUGUCCAUGGCGUGGACUCUUUUCUGGACACCAUCUGGAAGAUCUGGUCAGAUUUGCUGGAUGUGAUGGGCAUUGACUCCUCAAACCUCAGCCACUACUUCAGCGCCACAUCUCUCACCAACUCUCCGGCACGCGCCCUGCUCCUGGUGGCCGCCGUGCUUGUGGCCUACUGGUUCCUCUCCAUGUUCCUGGGGGGUUUCUUUUACCUGCUGCACGCUGUGUUCGGCCGCUUCUUCUGGCUAGCGCGCGUCACACUCUUCGCUCUGUCCUGCCUCUACAUCCUGCAGAAGUUCGAGGGUGACCCGGAGCGCGCGGUGCUGCCACUUUGCUUUAUCAUGGCGGUGUACUUCAUGACGGGGCCCGUGGGAGCGUACUGGCGUCGGGGAGGCGGUGCAGGUUCACUGGAAGAGAAGAUCGACCACCUGGACACUCAGAUCAGGUUGCUUAACAUCAGGCUGAGCCGCGUCAUAGACGGCCUGGAACGCACUGGGGACCAGUAGGUAGCAGCGAGGAUGAUGGGGAGGGAGGGGAUAUCGUACAACCAGCUGCAGCUGAUGGCAGAAUGCUGUUUCCAGUACACAUCUGCAGCAACACAACUACUGGGUAUUUACUAUUAUCAGAUGGGAGACAAACUAGAUUUGAAAUCAGUAUUUUAAUGGCUUGAGUUUAUUUUAGUUACAGGAUACCUAAAAAAUCCUCAGAGGUCGGACAGUUCACUCGGAGCUAACACAAAUCAACCAAACACUUUUUCUGUUUGUUUUUCGAGGCUUUGAUCGAAAGCUUUUUGCUACAUUUGUGAGGAAGUUAUCAGAGGGAUGUCUACUUUUUUUCUAAAUGCUGGCCUAAUUCUACACCUCAGCUAUUUUUGAGAAAUUCCCAAGCUGAGGUUUGAAUUUUUGAGGUUUGGAUAAGCAUCAUCAAUGCUUUUGCUAAAUGAAUAAUCAUAUUUUAUGUAUGUUUGUUUGUUUCUAUCCUUGUGAAUAGCCUGGGGGUUACGAUUCUUACACAGGUUUGUCCACAAACAUGUAUUCCCCUUUUUGAACCUACUGAAGGUUUGGGUUGGGUUCGGGUGUAUGAUGCAGGGGCCCGAUAUAAACAUUGUAUUUCUAAUAUGUAAAAAAAAAAAAAAAAAAAAAAAAUCCUCAAGAUGUUGGAUAGUUGUUCAUAGUAAGAUUUAUUUAUUCCAUUUUCCAUCCAAAAUGUUGAAAUCAUGUAGUCCUAGUUUGUUUCAUGAAGUCACCGUCCCAUAAUGGCAAUAGUUUGACAUCAGGACCUCUUUUUCAUUGUGUGUGUUUUUGUGUAUGGGUGCAUGAGCAGAUGAACCUGGGUGACCUACUCAAAGGUGUGUACAAAUGCAUUAUUGUUUUGUGUGUGUGUGUGUGUGUGUGUGUGUGUGUGUGUGUGUGUGUGUUUCAAGCUUGUGAAAUGGAAAAGCACUGUAUCAAAAAGUCACCAUCAGAGUAGGAGAAAAUGCAGACAGGCAGCAAUAUCUCAGGGACUCAACCUACACACAUAGAAUUGGAAAAGAGAUAUCAAGUAUAUUAAAAUCAUGUCUUGGUCUCUUUGAGCCACUUUACAGCUUUUCCGAUAUGGUUUUAAAUCUGUCUCAGUAUCUUACAACACUUAUUGAUAAAUGGGUGCACAGUUUGUGUUCUUGCAUCAUGUUGAAAAGUUAAAUGUCUUAUGUCAUGACCAAAUCCAGCUUUUUGAUACUAGCAUGGAAUAAGUGUAGGGAUUAGAACUGCAGCUUUGGAAAGCAUUGUUAAUACUUACUGUACAUGUGUGAACGCACAAGCAAAUUAUCCACAAAAAUGCUUUAGAAAAAAAAUACUCAAGUUGUUGUAAGUCACACUGGUUUGAAGCAUGUCUUAAUACAUCUUUUUGGGUGAGGAUUUUUAGCAUAAACUGGAUCAAUUUCUCAACUUGAUUACACAUUAAAUUAGGGCUAGUGCCUUUGAUGCUGUGGCAAAAAUACAAGCUUGUACUGUAAAACCCCAUUUAGCUCUGUGUUGGAAAAUUUAAAGCUGUGCGAUAUUUUAAAUUGCUUCAUGUUAAUAUGUGAUAAAAGCUCUCACCACAGAUCUACAACCAGCCUGAUUGAUACAUACAGUAUGUCUUAUUAAAGCUGUGUUUUACA